Messenger RNA from Xyrichtys novacula (pearly razorfish), 6660 nucleotides. Lineage: Eukaryota; Metazoa; Chordata; Actinopteri; Labriformes; Labridae. The record is from the annotation of a GenBank genome assembly.
AGUGGCAGACGCUUCUCCUCCACGCUCACAACAACUCCAUGACUCUGGAGCAGUUCGAUGCAAGUUUGGACGUCGAAAUUCCAGAUAUUUCUUCUCUGUCGUCGACAUGCACUGGCUGUUGCUGGCUGGAUUCUGCGGGCUCGCUUUGCUGAAUAGCUCAGGUAAAUACAAAUUCUUAAAAUAUGAUUAAUUAAAAUGGAACAAAAAGUGAAAAUGAGGCAAAGAAAUGCAUUAUGGGUUGUAUAUUUAAUAUUGGAAAAGACAGUACAGGAGUGACCUCAGCACAUGAAGCUUGAUUUGUUGUAAUUCUCGAUGCAGUCAUUUAAUUGUUAAUGUUAUGUCUGUUAGACAAGCUGCGAAGCAUGCAAAUGCUUUGCAUGAUAUUUUUGAAACCACCAUGACUUCCUGACCAUCUGGGGAAAAGAGGAAGUUGCUCUCUGAGACAAAGGCCAAUGUGUUUUGAUGAUGUUACUGUGACUGAUGUUAAAUUUAAUAUAGUGAUUAUGUAGUUAAACUCUCCAAUGCUAUCAUCUGACCAUUUGAUUUGGCACCUGCAAUACAGGUACUUAGAGGUUAGUUAAUAGUUGGCAAUUCAUUCAAUGGGUGAAUGCUUAUCGAUCAAAUUGUUUGAUUAGGUAUAAAACUAAAGAAAAACGAAUGUUCACUUGGUAAGGUUGGUAAAAGUUAAUAUGCAAUAAGUUAAAUCAGAGCUUAUAAAGUUGUGCUGUUUUUACAUCACAGCUGAUCAUAUGAAAUUGGACCAUGAAGACCUUUGUUUCAGUUAUUUGCUUCAAUAAAAACCAAGAGAAAUAUCUUUAGGACAGCUGGUGAUGAAGAAGAAGAAGAACUUUUUUGAUCCCCGAAGGGAAAUUCAAUAAAUUCAAAAUUCAAAAAAAGAAAAAAGAAAAAAAAAUUCUGAGGCUCAUAGAAACGCAGUCUUAUUCCCAAAAAAAAAAGAGCAAAUUCAAUCAGAGCGCUCAACAAACUUUCCUCAGAAGUUCCAGAAGUUAAACUGACGUUAAAAUUUGUACUUUGCUGUAAAAUUUUGGAACCGCCUUUGCCCCGAUUUUCAAAAAUACUUCAAGUCACUUAAUUCAAAUAAACUCACACUAAAUCCAAACAAAAUUAAAUUCACAAUAUUUGGAAAUAGGACAAAUAACUCACCAAAGAAACUCGUGAUAAAUAACAUAACAAAUAAAAUUUCUUGGAGUCAUUAUUGACAGCAAAUUAUCCUGGAAGCCUCAUAUACAGUACAUUACAGCAAAAAUAGCAAAGUCAAUUGCAAUACUACAUAAAGUCAGAUAUAUUCUUUACACCUUGUGCUGUUCAUUCAUUCUCCCAUACAUCACCUACUGUGUUGAAGUAUGGGGGAACACAUACAAAACAAACACAGAAACAGUAUACAAACUCCAAAAAAGAGCAAUAAAAACAGUAAAUAAAGGUACCUACAGAGAACCAUCAAACCCACUCUUCAUCAAACUGAAGGAACUUAAGUUCAAGGAUUUGGUGGACCUCAAAUCAGGUACCACAGGGCAUCUAAAAGUUGUUUCAAAUAAGAGAAAACCAACAUAAUCUCAGGGGAAUAUGCAUUUAUUUUAAAAACAACAUGUAUGUACCAACACAAAAAUCAAUGUAUAUCAGUCAAAGGAGUUAAUCCGUGGAACAGUCGCAACUCAUUGAGAUCCUUUUGUGUAAUUUUUUUACUAAAGACUCUGGCCAUUUUUAAAGAGUUAAAUGCAAAAAUUCCUAAAUUUGCCCUAUCUCACAAUGAUAAAGAAUCCUUCAAAAAAUUCCUGGAUCCAGAAGGCGAUCUGGAUCACCACCAAAAUGUAAUGGGAUCCUUCUGGGGCUGAGACGCACCUAUGGUGAAAAUUUCAGGUCAAUCCGUCUGUAACUUUCUCCGUAAAGUUGUUCACAAACAAACAAACAAACAAACUAACAAACAAACGCUACCAAAAACAUAACCUCCUUGGCAGAGGUAACAAUAAAGGGGUAGGACUAGAUAAGCACAUUGUAUAUUGCAUUUAUUUUGUUUUUCUUUUAACCUGUUCGAAAAAACAAAUGAAUUACAAACUAUGAUUUUCUUGAAGAGCAACGCCGCAAGAGUCAAGUCUUCACAUUGUCAUUUCUCCAGCUGUUGGAUCUGAGUCUCCAUGUGUCGUUUAAUCCACCUUAUCUUUUCUGCUAAAUGGCUGCAGGCGAUGCAACAAGGAUCACCCAGAAGCCCCGCUUCUACGGCUUAAAAACUGGCACCACUGCGAAAAUUUUCUGUCUGCCCUCCUGGGACGCAACGAAUGAUACACUGGAGUGGUACUGGGCUGCCAAGUACGAUGGACCUACAACAAAACUGCAAGCACACACGGGUAGUAUAUUGGGCACAAGCACAUUUCUCCACUUGGUGAAGCUACGCGUGGAAGACAGCGGAGUGUACUUCUGUAAGAUCAAUGGUGUAUGGGGGCCAGGGACUGGGCUCCACGUUGCUAGUAAGUGAUUAAAUAAUAGUUGAAUACCUUAUGAUUGCCAUUUAGAGUUAUUAUUUCUUGUUACUGAUCAAGAUUUCUGCAUGUUGAAAAAAAACAACAACAACACUGAUAAAACACAUGGUUUCCCCUCGCAGGAAACAUCAGUGUAACAGAGGCGUUGUACAGAACCAAGGUGAAAGAUGGUCUUAUGAUCUUCCAAGGCCUCCUGCUGGCUGUGUGCAUCGCUGCUAUACUGCUGCGCAGCAAUCAAGAUCUGGUGAGCUGAAAGACGAGUGAAUAUUUAGGACCAGAGCCUCAUAAGUUUGUAAAAUAGUUAACCACCUGACUUAUAAUCAGUGAGGAAACUAUGAAUAAAAACAUAACUAAGAAAAUGAGAAUUACACAAAGUUAGAUGAAGAUUGAAAGUUACUACCAAACUGAAUGUCUAUACUGGCUUAUUCCUGUUUUAUUGGCCAAAAUAUUUCACAAUUUAUUGUAAAAUAACUGAAUAAAAAUUCAAUAUUUGAUCAUCUCUCUCUCUCUCAGAUGUGCCCACCUUUAAAAAUGUUAAUGCUCACAACCAAAGCCACCAAAUAGGAUAAAAAAAUUAUGAUAAUGAUAAUGAUAAAGGGGGAAGUGUUCAGAUUGAUGUAUAAAGAUUAGGUAAUGAAUGUUUGAUUGCAGAUCUUUUUGUUCUGAUUUAAACAUCAUUUAAUGCUCUGAAAACCAGGCAUCUCUGUUUUUUCUGCCCUUUCAUUUUGUCUGUAUUUUUCUUUUUUACAGCUACUGAGGAGAGACAGCGAAUAUGAAGAGCCUGAAACAGAUCACAUCUAUGAGGUACGUCUCUAUUUUACAUUCAGACUUAUAAAGACAGGGUGAGUGGUAUUUGCCACAUAGAUAGUCAUUAUUUGCACACACGUUUUGUUAGCAUAGCUUUAAUCUGCAAUUUAAUCUUCUUUUGUCUUUCUAAGUAUUUCUAUGUGCUUCCUGCUCCUCUCAAGGCAAAAUAGGAGUGUCUUCACAUGAGCUGUUUUUUUUUUUGAACAAUUCAUUUAUUAACAUUUUUUCAUAAACACUAUACAACUUCAGUAACAACAAUAGAACUACAAAUUUCACCCAAACCCGCCCCCCUCCCUGAACAAACCCCAUAGGGCAACUCUUGCCUACAUCCCUAAAAAAAAAUAAUAAUAAUAAUAUAAAAGAAAAUAUAAAUGUAAAUAAAAUAAAAGAUAAAAUAAAAGAUAAAAUAAUAAUAAUAUGUUUAUAUGUGAAUAUAUAUAUAUAUAUAUAUAUAUAUAUAUAUUUAUAUAUAAGAAAAUAUAAAUGUAAAUAAAUAAAAGGAUAAAAUAAAAAAAAUACUACUACUACUAAUUAUAAUAAUAAUGAUAAUAAUAAUAAUAAUAAUAAUAAUAAUAAUAAUAAUAAUAAUAAUAAUAAUAAUUAAUAAUAAUAAUAAUAAUAAUAAAAACAGUAAUAGUAAUAUUAAUGAUAAUAUGUAUACAAUAAUAAUAAUAAUAAAAACAACAACAAUAAUAAUAAUAAUAAACAAAUCUGUUACAUAAUUAAAUAAAUAAAACUUCAAAAAAAAUAUUACAGCAAAAUUACAUGCAGCAAAGGUCAAGACAUUGACAAUGGAAAAGCACAGACACUCUUGCAGAUGUGCUACAACCAACAACCACCACACUAUUGACACAUAAGCUCGUUUUGAUUAACCCGGUAAAGCUUUGGGUCCAAAAGUUUCUGUCUCAUGUUCUGAUCUGCACAACCCUGAUUCAUAAAGUUUGCAGCUUUUAGAUGCCUCACAAAUAUACACAUACAAAAAUAUAAAGUAGAGCUGGGAAUCUUUACGGCAAAAUACUCUUAAACACUUUUUUAAUGACACUACAAAGUUGGAGCCAAAAAUUCAGGAUGUCAUUUAGUCUGAGAUGCAUUUUUCAGUGCUUUCAAUGCAACAUUUUGCCAAUCAUACAAAAAAAAAAAGUUACAUGCGGCUUUUAUUUAUUUACAUGUUGGUUUCUGUCCUGUGACAAGUCGCAGCUGCUUAUCUUUAUCUCUGACUCGUGUCUGGAUCAAUGACUUUGCAAAUUAAAGAAAAACCAAUCAAGACUAAACACAAAAAGUGUGUUUUACAUGUGCUCAUUGGAUCACACGCUCCCUGUCUGCUCAAAUCUGACCCUUUCGCUGGGUGUCCUUCCCUAUCCUUUCUUCUGUGUUUCCUCUCUUUCUUUUUCGCUGUUAUAUUGCAUAAAGGCAAAACCAGUUUCUGUGGUCUGUUUGAGUGAAACUGACUUCUUUCUCUUCUUCAGGGUCUGGCGAUUGAUUCAUGCGGUGGGGGUCUAUAUGAGGAACUGACUGUGUACGACCAGGCUGAUGGAGCCGAGGCCCCAUGGGAGUGAGAUCAACACAGCACCUCCAAACCUCCACAAUCUCUCAAAAACUCACUUUCUACGGGUUCUUGACUGGUAGAGUCGAACUAACUUGAUACAGACAGUCCUGAGUGGACUUUAUAUCUGCACGGGUGUGGACAUUUGAUAGUUUCGCCUUGUAAAUAGUAUUUGUAUGUGUGCAAGAGUGUGCUUUUUCUAAAAUACUUGCUUUGCAGUACAUUAUGUAUUUUUUAUGCAAUGGUAGUGUUAUUUUCACUGAUUUCCUGAAAAGAGAUUUGAAAUUCAGGUUGGUGUAAACUAAGGGUGGACUGAUAUUGGCUUUUCAGGGCCAAUACUGACAACCAAUAAGAAACCAAUAGACCGAUAAGUGAGAUCUGGGACCGAUAAAUUCCAACACAAAGCUUUGCUAAAAUGUCUACAGCUUACAUUUAAUUUAAAAUAGAAGACUCAGCAUCGUAUAGAGGAGUUAACAGUUAACUAGAUACACCUUGUCUGCGGAAAGUGUGUGUAAAAAGGCUGUUCCCGCAGCUGCUCGGCUGACACCUACCCCCUUGCACCUGUUUCAGGCAUUCAAAACUAGGAUAUGAAAUCCUUGAUCAUGUUGGUGAUGGUCUUGUUUGCCUUAAUAUAUCACGAAAGGGCAUCACUUGAAAUUUCAGUCUAUUUUUAUAACCUGAGAAAACCCUUGAAGGAGCUUUAAUUAAAUCAAUUUAAAAGGCCAAUACCAUAGACUGUAGAUAGAACGGAAGCCAUCUGCCUCCUUGCUGUGUGAAGCCACCCCGGGAACAGCACCCUCUGGUGACAGGCUGCAGUAUAGGUCAUAAAUCUUGCCUCUGCCAGCAAAGCUUAUUGAGCUGUGGACAAACUUUAGAAAUUUAUCACACAGAAUAUAAUUUUUUCUCCCCCCUGCUUGCGAUGUUGACAUGUAGUUAUUGUAAGACUGGUUUGUGCCCAAGUCCUCUUUUGUCUGUACAGCUCUAUUUUUAAAAGUUAUUAGGAGGUUCAUGUUUUCUAUGAUUGACGCUUGAUCGAGCGUCAUCACAGCGACUCUCGGCGACUCAGAUUAAUCGAUCAAAUACCAAAUAUCGGCCCCAAUGAUCAGUCCAGACUGAUGAUCUGUCCACCCCGAGUUUAACAACUUGUUUCACAAUGCAGGUUUGACUGUUUUAUUUUGGUGCUUUCAGAUGUUCAUAUUUCUAUUUUGACAUUUAAUUGUUAAAGGCGGUGCUUCUCACUUCUCUUUUUGAGGGAAAGAAUUGCUGGAAAAUUGUGUGUUAAAGUCCUUUUUUUCUUGUGGGUUGAAAGUACCUGUAAGCGGACUGAUUCAUCAAUGAACUUCAAGAAAGUAAAUCCCCAGCUAUGUUUAUAACCAGUUAGUCAUUUUUUAGACAUAGAUGUAAUGCUUGAGGGUUAAGUUUUGAGUCUUUUCUUGUCUUAUGUGACAUUAAAAGCAGAGUUUUUGGACUGUAUGCUGUUGAUGAAGUGAGUGAAUUUAAAGACGUUGUUUUUACUUUGUGCCUUGACUAAAUAGACAAUGAAAAAAAACCUUUGAUUUCAGCUCAGUGCCUCUUGAAUAUACAGGAAGAAUACACUUAAAACUCCUUCACUUGCAAUAGAAUUUUUUUUUAUUGUAUUUUGCAAAAGAAAGAGGAAGAACAUGUUACUUAAAAAAAGCAAUAAAUAACAAAUAAAUAGAUAGAUCAAUAAAUAUGGGUUUGAGAAUCAACACAUCCAUUAUCUGGUUUACAAAAAUACUGAUUGUAUUACAUUAUCACCAAUAACUAAAUAAAUAAAUACAUGAAAAUAGAAAA